Messenger RNA from Trichoplusia ni (cabbage looper), 2863 nucleotides. RefSeq names its product origin recognition complex subunit 1-like. Lineage: Eukaryota; Metazoa; Arthropoda; Insecta; Lepidoptera; Noctuidae. The coding region runs from base 352 to 2679 and encodes 775 amino acids. The record is from RefSeq and is a predicted model, not a curated record. The transcript is spliced from 9 exons. Gene Ontology annotation, biological process: mitotic DNA replication checkpoint signaling; DNA replication initiation. Gene Ontology annotation, molecular function: DNA replication origin binding; ATP binding; ATP hydrolysis activity. Gene Ontology annotation, cellular component: nuclear origin of replication recognition complex.
AACAAACACAUGGUGUCGUUUCUUCAUACUCAGAUUUUUAAUAGGUUUCUUUUAAUUUUCCUGUUAUUGUUUCGGUUUAUGCUUAUGAUAACAUAUAAAAAUAUAUUACUGGUAAUGUUAUUUGUGAUUAUAAUAAAUUUGUAACAACUAUUUCAAAAUUCCACUAUGGUUUUGUGACAAAAGUUGUUUCAAUCUACGGUCGCAUUUUUCUAAGGGCCUGCUAAUUCGUUUUGAGUUCUUGGCGCGAAAUCGUGACAUUUAAUUGACAUGAAUUAAACGAACAAUCCCAAAACAGAAAACUUAGUUAGCAAAAGUAAACAUUUUGAAAAUUGGCCUUGAAUAAUUUCAAAAAUGCCUAGAAGAAAAAUAACACUAAAAACUGUGACUUGGUUAAGUGAUGAGAUUCACGAACCGCAAAGUUUAUCGGCCUCCUUUCGUUUUUACGAGAAGUUCCAGUACGGUAAUAUAACGGCUGGAAUUGGUGAUUAUGUGCUUGUAUCGAACGCUGAUGCGGCAGAACCGGACACAGAAAGUGGUUGCGAUGCCGCUAAAAUCGUCUCAUUGUUUGAGGACCCUACGAACUCAAGCGAUCCCUUCAGAGCCAAAGUCCAGUGGUAUUCACGGCCCACCGACCUGCCAAACUGGUGUUUUAGUAAUAUGGAAGCUGUUAGCUUCAUGGAAAAUGAGGUAAUAGAGGACCAUAGAGCCUUUAACCAAAAUGUGUCCAUCGAAACAUUCUUUAGGAAAUGCUCAAUCACUCUUACCUUUACAAAAGAUUUCAAUGAAAUAAAUGAGCCAUUCCACUACAUAUGCAGAUAUCGCCUACUACCAGUAAACAGACGGAAAGUACAUAUAGAACCAAUAUUAGAUGAGGAAAGGCAAGCCCGAGCAUUGUUGAGUACACCAAAUAAAACACCUUCAAAGUCUACCCCUAAAACACCAAGUAGUUUAGUUAAAAGAAUGAGUAGAGUGUCCAUAUCUGAGAAAAACUGGAGUGUCAGCAAAAAUGAUGGAACAAAACUCCUCUUAAAAAGAGCCAUCCUAGCAGACAAAAAUGAAAAAGACUCACCAAAGAAAGUCACACCAAAAGUGACCCCUACAAAAGUCACAGAAACACCAAAAAGUUCAAAGAAAUUAAGUAAAAAUAAUCUAGAAGAGAUUCUGUCUAUGGAACUAAAAGAAAAUUCUGAUGAUGAGCUCCCUACUUUGAUAAUAAGGCAGCAUGUAGCCACUACACCCAAAAGAAAACAAUCAAUAUCUAAAAUCCUUAAUGAGGAAACUCCAAAAAAGGUUUUAGUCUUUGAGGAUGAUGAGAAACAGACCCCAACAACACGAUCUGGAAGGGCAAAAGCUCCUAUUAAUUAUCAGGAACCAGAAGUAUCUCCUGUAAAGAGGUCAGCUAGGAAGGCAGCCCGUAAGAUUACAGAGAGUGAUGAUGACUUCAAACCCAUUCCAAAGACACCAAGAACACCUCGGACUCCCAAAGUUAAAACACCAGCAGCAACUCCAAAGCGUAGUGUUACUAGAAGGAUUAUGACUAGCCAGCUAACUCCGACUUUAAGAAACAGGGCUCAUUCUAUUGAUAACAUUGAUGAGUUUGUCAAAGAUAGCAAAUCCUUGCCAGGCAGAGAAAGUCAGAUGGAAGAAAUAUUGUCAUUUGUAAGGACAAAGCUGUUGGAUGGUGUUAGUGGGUGUAUGUACAUAUCAGGCGUGCCGGGCACUGGCAAGACAGCUACCGUGUGCUCAGCCCUCAAGAUCUUGAAGGAGGAGGCGGACUUACCCGACUUCCAACUGGUGGAGGUCAACGGCAUGAGGAUCGCGGAGCCCCGGCAGGCGUACGUGCAGAUAUACAAACAGCUUACUGGUAAAACGGUAGUGUGGGAACAAGCAUGUGCAUUACUAGACAAGAGGUUUAAGAACCCGGGGCCGAGGAGAACGCCCACCGUGUUACUCGUCGACGAGCUGGACGCCCUGUGCACCCGUCGCCAGGACGUCCUGUACAGCAUCAUGGAGUGGGCGGCGCACAACAGCGCGCUGCUGAGCGUGCUGGCCGUGGCCAACACCAUGGACCUGCCCGAGCGCGCGCUGGCCGCCCGCGUGGCCUCCCGCCUCGGACUCACACGACUCACCUUCCUGCCCUACACACAUACGCAGCUACAGCUGAUCGUCGCUACCAGACUUGCCGGCGCUAACGUUACUGCAGAUGCCGUGCAAUAUGUCUUUAGGAAAGUGGCAGCAGUAUCAGGCGACGCUCGGCGCGCGCUAGCGCUGUGCUCCCGCGCGCUGGAGCUGGCGGGCGCGGGCGGCGCGGGCUGCGGGAGGUGCAGCAGGCGCUGGCGAGCCUCCUCCAGCGCGGUCGUGCGCAUCAUCAGGAGCUGCUCGCCCGCCGAGAGGCUCAUGUUGAGGGCUGUCGCUGCUGAGGCUGAAAGAACAGGCACAGACGAAACAACUCUAUCACGGGCGUUAAUGACAGCAGCUGCUAUAGUAGCGCUCGACGGUCGUCCAUACAAGUCAGCUGUGAGCAUCCGAGCGCCGACAGCGUCGCAAGCGCAGGCGAUAUGCGCGCGACUCGCUGCGUUACGACUAUUGCUACUAGAACCAAAACCUUCAGAACCGAGAUUGUUAUUGAAUAUCAGUGCUGAUGAUGUGCAUUAUGCCACUAAAGAUAUACAAGUUUGACCAUUUCAGUUGCCGGUAUCUUGGUUGGGAAUAUUAUGUACUUUGAGCUGUUAAAGCAGAACUCUUGAUAGUACACUAUUUUGCAAUGUUGAUGUCUCAUAGAAGCAGUACCUGCAAUCUGAAAAUGGGUCCCUUUAGUAUUUUAUAGGUUGAUAUAUUAACAAGAUCUGUCUGGGAAUUAUGU